GACUUCACCGUUUGCUUCAGGUCUCUCUCUCUCUCUCAUAUAUCUGCACAGAAAACUUUGAAAGAUCGAGAAGCAUAUUCUCUGUAAUUGGGUCUCUAUCAGUUGCGGGUAGAGGUGGCAGUAGAGAGGGCGUUCCUUCUCUCCCUUAAGCAAAUUUUGCGCCACCUUUUUUCCCGCCCUAAAGCUUACCCACCAAUCCAGCUUAAUCCGACAACGAGAGAUAAUGAGAGCUUAUGAUAUAGAAAACAAGCUACUACGAUAACUUUUUACUCAAUUUCUCUUUUAGCAUUAGGGUUUCCGCUUCUUAUUUAACCCUACUUGUUUUCUAUUCUUCUGGUGCUCGAUCCGCUUUUCCUUUUUCUGAAGCCCCUCGGGAUUCGGUCCUCGACAAGUCAGACAGCCUCAGAAUAGUUUUUUGUGAGGGUAGAAAAACAGUUUGGCUUCAAUUCCCGAGGAUACACCUAAAGUACAAGAUUUUUUUUUGUAUUUUGUUGUCUUUGUUUCUUGUCUCAUAUAACAUAUAUAGAGGAGCUUUUCCUCUAUAGUUGGUAGUUGAAGUUGAGAAAAUACCCAGACCAUAAUAUCAAUCCAUUUUUGGAGAAAAAGGGUUUGCUGGUUGGUGGAAGAUUUGACUCACCCACUCUGCCACCCCAGAGGCCCAGAUCUGUGGGUUACAACAGCUAGAGACAGUUCUUUCUUCAUCUAAGUCAAGACCUAAGCGGGGGAAUAUGAAUGUUUUUUCUCAUGUACCCCCUGGUUUUCGGUUUCAUCCAACAGAUGAAGAACUUGUUGAUUAUUACCUUAGAAAAAAGGUGACAUCACGAAGGAUUGACCUAGAUGUCAUUAAAGAUGUUGACCUCUACAAAAUUGAGCCAUGGGAUCUUCAAGAGAUAUGCAGGAUAGGAACAGAAGAGCAAAGUGACUGGUACUUUUUUAGCCAUAAAGAUAAGAAGUAUCCAACAGGAACCCGCACAAAUAGAGCCACGGCAGCAGGUUUUUGGAAAGCGACAGGAAGAGAUAAGGCUAUAUACUCUAAGCAUGACUUGGUUGGAAUGAGGAAGACCUUAGUCUUUUACAAAGGCCGAGCCCCAAAUGGACAAAAGUCAGACUGGAUUAUGCAUGAAUACCGGCUUGAAACUGAUGAAAAUGGGACUGCACAGGCAAAAGGUUGGGUUGUGUGUCGGGUAUUCAAGAAGAAGAUAACGACAAUGCGUAAAGUGAGCGAGCACGAAUCGCCAUGUUGGUACGACGACCAACUCUCAUUUAUGCCGGACUUGCAGGACUCACCUAAGCACAGCUCCCAGAAUAAUCUGGUGUACCAGCUCCCUUAUCAUUGCAAGAAAGAGCUAGAUUUGCCGUACCACCUUCCCCACCACGAACACUUCCUCCAGCUCCCACUUUUAGAGAGCCCAAAACUGCUCCAAUCAGCUGCCACUGUGAGCUCAUUUGGUGUAGCCAUAAACCACGCCACCACCUUGCAAGAAGAACAAAUUCAACAGGCACACGAACAAAGCCUUCAUGGGGUGGAUCAUGUGACAGAUUGGCGAGUGCUAGACAAGUUUGUUGCUUCUCAACUCAGCCAUGAUGAUGCCGCCAACAUGUUUCGCGCAUCAGGGAACACGAAUCUUCUCGUCAGGCACUUGGAAAAGCAAGAAAUGGUGCCGGAAAAUGCCUCCAUGUCAAGCUCUAGUAAUUGUCAAAUUGAGUUUUGGAAGUGACACCCUGCUUAAACUUAUUCAACGUUAUAGGGAAGUAGUGAUCGAUCCAAAAUCCUGUACAUAAUAAACUGUUGGUGGGAUUCUGGCUCUUCGAUCUCCUAGUAUUAAGUUAAUACUACUGCUAAAUAGUUAGUGACAAAAUCAUAUUUCUUGUUAUGUUCAAAGGGGAUUUAUUAUAUAUAUACGUACGUUGCCUAAGAACUUACAGCCAUGCGCUGUUUAUGGAGUCGGCCGGCCAGGUGGUCGACCACUGCUAUGUUUGUGUUUCAACUUAAUGAAUUAGUUUUAAUUUGGUAUAAAUAACAUAA
Alnus glutinosa is the source of this 2026-nucleotide messenger RNA. RefSeq names its product NAC domain-containing protein 7-like. The coding region runs from base 729 to 1718 and encodes 329 amino acids. The transcript is spliced from 4 exons. NCBI's taxonomy places the organism in Eukaryota, Viridiplantae, Streptophyta, Magnoliopsida, Fagales, Betulaceae. The record is from RefSeq and is a predicted model, not a curated record. Gene Ontology annotation, biological process: regulation of DNA-templated transcription. Gene Ontology annotation, molecular function: DNA binding.